Messenger RNA from Bactrocera dorsalis (oriental fruit fly), 2134 nucleotides. RefSeq names its product alpha-(1,3)-fucosyltransferase C. Bases 235 to 1542 code for a protein of 435 amino acids. The record is from RefSeq and is a predicted model, not a curated record. NCBI's taxonomy places the organism in Eukaryota, Metazoa, Arthropoda, Insecta, Diptera, Tephritidae. Gene Ontology annotation, molecular function: alpha-(1->3)-fucosyltransferase activity. The transcript is spliced from 2 exons. Gene Ontology annotation, cellular component: membrane.
AUUAAGUAUUUUUGUCUAUGAUCUUCUAUGUAUUUAUUAGCGUCACCGGCACAUGCUUAUCUAAUCAAAUAAACAACUCAGCGAUGGACUGAAGUACGAACUUUGCGCGGCAAGAACUGAGCUAAUCGGAGAACUAUUAUCGAUACUACAUAACUACAUCGCGCGACAUACAAACAAAUUUCGGGUGUCCAAUCGGUGGUUGAAUCGAGCACGCACUCAUUUGUUGGCGCUGCCAUGCGUUAUACCGAACGCCGGUCUAUUGACGCUACGCUGCUCAAGCGUAGUGGCGAUGAGGAAGCGAACGCAGUUGAAAACGUCGCGUACGUAACGAAGGACACGAUGUACAAACGUAAAAAGUGCACCAUACUGCUCGUAAUACUUGUGACCUGUGCCAGUUUUCUGGGUAUCGUGCAUUUGCUAAGUAAUGCACCCGAAUUUAAUCAGUACCGCAUACUACGCGCCUAUCAGCGACAAAUUCGAAAUGAAGCAACAGCUAUCGACGCCGGCCGACCGCGCACCAUACUCUUGUGGAAUAGUUUUUUCAAAAAUAAACGUUGGGGUUUCGACGAGGAUACGCUUGGUCCGGACUACUUUCGCGAUAAAAUGAAUUGUCCGGUGUACCGUUGUGAUUUGACGAAUAACCGCGACUUUUUGCCUGCAAUUGAAAUGUACGAUGCUGUGCUCUUCCAUGUGGCCGAACCGUUUCCGCUAUUGCAUUCCGUGCCGCGUGUACGUGCACCGCAUCAGCUGUACGUGUUCGCCUUAAUGGAACCGCCGGGCGAGACUAAACAUGUGCUCUCCGACGAGGGUGGCUUCUACAAUUUGACCAUGAGCUAUCGACUCGAUUCGGACCUGCUGUGGCCCUAUCAAAUGUUCGAAGAUAUUGAAACUGACGCGGUAGUGGCGCCGGCGAUUCGACCCAAGUGGCGUCAAGCACCAGCCGUGUGGAAUGACACGAAUGUUUCGCAGUUAUGGGAGGGUAAAACUCGUAUGGCGGCUUGGUUUGUGUCGCAUUGUGAGACGCUGUCGAAACGUGAAAAAUUGGCAGCGGCAUUGCAGGAGCACAUUCCCGUGGAUAUUUAUGGGAAAUGCGGCAAUUUCAGCUGCCCCUACACCUCAAAUGAAUGUGAUGAACUAUUGGAUAAAAGUUAUAAAUUCUACUUCUCGUUUGAGAAUUCGCUAUGUAACGACUAUGUGACCGAGAAGCUGUACAAUGCUAUGAAACGCUAUGUGAUACCAGUUGUAUUUGGUGGCGCCGACUACAGUCGCUUCGUGCCACCACACUCGGUGAUAGAUGCCGAAGAUUUCGAAAGCGCUGCAGAGCUUGCUGCGUAUCUUCGUUAUGUGGCCACGCAUCCGGAGGAGUAUAUGCGUUACUUCUGGUGGCGACGCUACUAUCGCCUGACUUUUCGUUCACCAUUUUGUGAUCUCUGUGCGAAGUUGCAUAGUGUGCCUUUUAGGCAGAAAACACAAACAUAUACGGACAUCGAGAAGUGGUGGAUGGGUGAUCAGUGUCGUUUUGAGGCUAAAAUUAAUUUUUAAAACUCAGAAAGAGGUGCAUAAAUCUAUGUAGAUGAAAUAAGUGCAACUAACUAUAAACAUAUGUCUAUAUUUGUAACCUAAAAAUUAGUCGGUUUUCGUAUUUUUAAGUAGUUAUAACAAAGAAAAGUGCUGUUGUAUUAUAAAGGUAAUGUCUAUAUAAAUUAUUUUAUGUGUAUAUACAUAGGUACGUUGGCGAGCUGUCUUCGAUUUGCCAAACACUGCAGAGUAGUGAAUCGAACAAACAACUCGCAUGUAUGUGAAAUACUUCUACAUAUCAGAAAGAGAUACAAAAUAAAGAGGCUAACAGUAUAUUCUCUUUUGCGAAUUUCGUAUUAAAAAUGAGUUUUUCACUUUCACAUGCAAAUUCUGUUGACAAGAGAGCAGAGCACAAAGCAAGGUAGCAGAGCAGUGGCGAAUCGAAGACAGUUUUAAAAGUUUUCAUUUGGAAUAGUCUUUAGUUUGUAGCAUAAAAGUACGAUAUAUUUAGAACAAACACACUGUGCCUUCAUAAAUUGCCUUUAUAUGAAAUUUCCUACUAAAAUUUUAAUAAAAAAAUGAUUUUGAAUAAACACUUUUAGUACUUAAAUCCAAA